Priapulus caudatus is the source of this 890-nucleotide messenger RNA. RefSeq names its product 40S ribosomal protein S3a-like. NCBI's taxonomy places the organism in Eukaryota, Metazoa, Priapulida, Priapulimorpha, Priapulimorphida, Priapulidae. The record is from RefSeq and is a predicted model, not a curated record. Gene Ontology annotation, molecular function: structural constituent of ribosome. Gene Ontology annotation, cellular component: ribosome; cytosol. Gene Ontology annotation, biological process: translation. The coding region runs from base 42 to 842 and encodes 266 amino acids. The transcript has 6 exons.
AUGCUGCCACCUUGCGGUCUUUUCCAGUCGUACGAGGAACCAUGGCUGUAGGCAAAAAUAAGAGGUUAACUAAAGGAGGCAAGAAGGGUGCCAAGAAGAAGAUUGUUGACCCUUUCACCAAGAAGGAUUGGUACGAUGUCAAGGCUCCAUCCAUGUUCAACAUACGCCAGAUUGGCAAGACUCUUGUUACAAGGACACAGGGAACCAAAAUUGCUUCUGAGGGCCUGAAGGGACGUGUGUUCGAGGUGUCCAUGGCAGAUCUGCAGAAUGACGAAGUAGCAUUCCGCAAGUUUCGUCUGAUUUCCGAAGAGGUUCAAGGCCGUAAUGUGCUUUGCAACUUCCACGGCAUGGACAUGACCACUGACAAACUGCGAUCCAUGGUCAAGAAGUGGCAGACUCUGAUCGAGGCCUACGUCAACGUGACGACGACCGAUGGCUACCAGCUGCGUGUCUUCUGCCUCGGCUUCACGAAGAGGAGGCAGGACCAGAUGAAGAAGACCUGCUACGCGCAGAGCACCCAGGUCGUCAACAUCCGCCGCAAGAUGGUCGACAUUAUCACGAGAGAGGUGUCUAAUAGCGACUUGAAGGAAGUUGUCAACAAGCUGAUUCCAGACAGCAUAGGCAAGGACAUUGAGAAGGCCUGCCAGGGCAUCUACCCACUCCACGAUGUGUACAUCCGCAAGGUGAAGGUGCUGAAGAAACCUAGGUUCGAUUUGGGCAAGCUGAUGGAGUUGCAUGGAGAAGGGUCGUCAACAACCACCACUUCAAAGCCGGGAGAGGAAGGCACCAAGGUUGAGAGGGUCACGGAUGGUUUCGAGCCACCUAUACAGGAAUCCGUGUAAAUUAUGCACUGAAGAGUCAAGUAAAUAAAAAAUCAAGUUGUCAAAGAA